Molecule: messenger RNA, 345 nt
Organism: Lactuca saligna
Lineage: Eukaryota; Viridiplantae; Streptophyta; Magnoliopsida; Asterales; Asteraceae
Source: the annotation of a GenBank genome assembly
AUGGAGUAUGUCUUCGGUCACCUUGAUGGCACAAAUCACAAACCAACUAAUCAGGAUUGGUGUACUGCUGAUUCAAUCAUCAAACAAUGGUUGUUCGGCACUCUCUCCCAACCUCUCAUUCAAACCAUUUUGAUACCUGAUGCAAUAGCCGCUCAACUGUGGAAAGUCAUCGAAGAUCUUUUCCAUGACAACAAAGAAGCCAAUGCAAUUGAACUCGAGAAUCAACUCAGAAACAUUACUAUCGGUGAUUCCACUGUCAUGGAAUACUACACUCGUAUCAAAACCAUAUCAGAUCUUCUAGCCAAUAUUGGCUCUAAAGUUUCGGAACGCACGCUAGUCACCUAG